Molecule: messenger RNA, 1092 nt
Organism: Bipolaris sorokiniana ND90Pr
Lineage: Eukaryota; Fungi; Ascomycota; Dothideomycetes; Pleosporales; Pleosporaceae
Exons: 1
Source: RefSeq, a predicted model, not a curated record
AUGGCACACAGUUUUCAUCCCGCCCGCGAUCGCCCAGUAUUCGAGCAUGAAAAACUCGACCACAACAAACGAUCGAUUCGGUUGUUCAAAAUCCUGCCUGAGCUCUCAUACGACGGUCUCAUCCAAUGUGAAUUGUGGCACACCACUGUGGAAGACGAACAUGACUGUCUUUCUUACGUAUGGGGUCCAGAGGGAGAUGAGCAAGAAAUCUUGGUCAACGGCAAAAGCUUGCAAGUCCGCAAGAAUCUAUGGACUUUCUUGAAUACAAUUCGCCCAAAGUAUGCCAUUUCGCAGCGCGCAAUUUGGACAGAUUACAUUUGCAUCAAACAAAACUCUCGUUCAGGACACGGUAAGAGCUCGAACUCAGAGCUCAACCACCAAGUUGCUAUGAUGCAUAAAAUUUACUCGGGGGCCCGAGAGGUUGUUGGAUGGCUAGGCUACAGUGAUCGGAUAGAACGAACCUUCGUAUUUUGGCGCGAGUUGAACGCCUUGAAACCCGAGACAUAUCAUGACACCCUAAGGAUGUGGAACAAUCAUCUCAGCAAGCGAAACAAAGAGCUGAAGAAAGACUGGAAGGAGCUAGCGGGGAAUUCAUACUGGAAAAGAGCAUGGAUCACACAAGAGAUACUCUCUGCAAGAAAGUUCAGGCUUCUUGCCAACAACUCGGAAGUCGAGGUUGGUAAGGUUCCUGGGAUCUCGAAGCUACUACCUCGUCACAGUCUAUCAUAUAUCCACCCCCAGGUUUAUAUUCGGAUGCAGACUUUCUACACUUAUCUGGGAGCCUUGUGUGAAUCAGUGAAGGUCGUGGGUAGCCGUUUCAUUUCGCUUUUCCACUUGCUGCCUGGGAGAGAGAGUGAGAAUCCCCGAGACCGUAUCUAUUCUCUCCGCUCCAUUGCUUCGGAUGGAGCCUCUAUUGCCGUUGAUUACGACAGUUCCGAUAAAGAAGUGCUGUUCCAACUUCUCGAAAUCUUCAAACACUCCUUGUGCCCAUGCUUCGUAGCUUACAUGGUACAAGCUCUUGAACUCGAAAACUGCCAAGAAAUUUUUGAUGCAUCAGAGCAGAAGAGGUCUUUAUUCGAAAUAAAAAUGAAA